AUGGAAAUUUCUACCGAGGAAAGCUGCUCUUUUGACGAGAACCUUCUUGAUCAACAGACUUUUAAGAACUUUUUGAAGUUAAAGGGGAUUCUGAAGCAGUUCCCAAAAAAGAGCGGCAUUGAAUGUACACUCUGUGAAGAAAACAUAAGGAUUCGAAAUCUUCAUGACAUGUUCAAAGCAUAUGCAUGUGCAGUUUCUUGCCUUUCCUAUCAUGUUGAGUCUGCCGGUGUGGUCGACUUUUUAGUGUUUUUCGAAGUUGAGGACUUUGUGAUGAAAAGGAUAGAGAAUAGGGAAAUGAGUAGCGUAAAGGAAGUCCUAGUAUAUAAGAAAGAUACCAAGGAGAUGUACGAGGAGGCGUUGAGGGACCAGCUCAUUGCGGUAUUUAAGACACAUUUUGUGGAAAAGGCCAUCAAAAUAAACUGUGAGCAGGAUGUGGAGUCUAUAACAUACAAGUACUACAAGUUAGUGGACAGCAAUGCAAGAAAAGAAUUUACAACAAAAAGUCUGGAGCUUUUAAUGGUUCUGCUAUUCAGAAGAAAUGAACUGAUCAGGUUUUUCAAGGUUUUUUCGUGUAGCAAGAAGAGUUAUGCAGCUUUCAAGCUUUCUCUGUUGCUCAGCAUGAGACAGGAAUCCCAUGUUUCGGCCGAGGGAUUAUUAAAAGAGUUUGAAGACUUUCCAUUUGAAGAAGACAGCCUGUUUCCAUAUAAGGGAAGCAUUGAAAGUCUAUGCAAGGUUAAUGAGGUGUUAAGGAACCCGGGGAAAGAUACUGAAGAGUGGCUUAUAAUACAGCGGAAGAAUAUGGACUGGGCCGAAUGUGUUCAGAUGUGGGCUUUAAAUCGGGAGAACGAUCCAGAAGCCAUGGACAAUUCGAUGAUGGAGCUCUGCAUAAGAAACAAAUGCUAUGAAGAUGGGUGGUUGAUAUAUGAAAACAACACGGAGAGAACAAAUGUAAGUGUUAACAAGGCCUGUGCUCUUUGUUUCCGGGGGUUGAAGGACAACGAUGGGGUUCACAUCUGGAAGGUUAGAAUGGCAGAAGUCGUUGAGUAUUCCAUGUUCUCAGGAGAUCUUGAUUCGCUAUACGUCUUGAUAGAUGAUGUUAUGAUCAAACUUCACGAGAUCUCAGUAACACUUAGGAUCUUUAUUCUCAGAAAAUUCUCGAAAAUGAUUGGCUUUCUCCAUAAUAACGAAGACUUGAUUGGGAAUUUCUUGAGGGCACUUCAAGUACUGUGUAGCAAGUGCCAAGAUUCGGAGACACAUGCCCUAUGUGUAAGAUAUUCGGCACAAGCUUACGACGAAUGGAAAAAGAUCAAAAGUAAAAAGUUCCUGUUUUUCAAGAAACAGAGCCACAGGGACAUUCAGAUAUAUGCAAGUGUACUUGGAAUCUAUGGAACAGUAGGAGAUUGUGGAAGAUUCUACAAUGUAUACCAAGACCUUUUAAAGUCCGACAUUGAGCUAGGUAGGGAAUUAUGUGCAAGACUAGAAAGCCUGCAUAUCCAAGACUGCGAAGAAUGUAUCCUAAGAAGAAACAGAAUCGUUCUGAACAAGAGUGGAAAGGCACCGCCGGUCUUUAAUUUUUUGAAUAAACCUUGA
Messenger RNA from Encephalitozoon intestinalis ATCC 50506, 1590 nucleotides. RefSeq lists its product as uncharacterized. Bases 1 to 1590 code for a protein of 529 amino acids. NCBI's taxonomy places the organism in Eukaryota, Fungi, Microsporidia, Unikaryonidae. The transcript has a single exon. The record is from RefSeq and is a predicted model, not a curated record.